GUCUUCAUCGCAGAAAAAGAAGAUCUAUAAAAAGUUGAUUUCUUCAUGGCCGAAACGUCGGGGGCCUCCGGGGCCACCUGGACCCCUUGGAGAUGACGGUCCAUUUGGGCCACCCGGAAAUACUGGGAAACAAGGACAUAAAGGAGUUCAAGGGAAAAUCGGCAACCCCGGACCGCAGGGUAUGCCGGGCCCUGAGGGCCGACCCGGGGCAGAUGGCCUCCCAGGACAGGACGCUGAUCCGGGCCCUCCAGGCUUACCUGGAGAACAGGGUCCCCAAGGCUACAGAGGAGAGAAGGGCUGCAAAGGGGAGCUGGGGUUAUCAAGGGGAGGCUGGACUGCAGGGACCCAGAGGACGAAAGGGGGAAAAGGGAAAAAAUGGAUUCAGAGGCAUCAUUGGUGUCCCUGGCUACAUAGGACUGCCGGGAGCAAGGGGUCCUCCUGGUUUUAUAGGAUUACCAGGAUUUACAGGAGAGGUUGGAUCUGAAGGCUUUGGUGGACCACCAGGUCCACCUGGGAAAAGGGGUCCCAGGGGAUUAAAAGGUGUCCUUGGAGUUAACGGACCUCCGGGUCAUCAAGGUGAACUGGGCCCAAGAGGAGCAGCUGGACCACAGGGCGAGCAUGGUCCUGAUGGAGCAGUCUCCUCUCCAGGUGUCCGUGGCCCACAGGGAAAUCCAGGACCAGAUGGACCUCCAGGGCCUAAAGGAGACCCUGGCAAUCCAGGAGAUGAAGGGGACAUAGGGGAACCAGGACCACCUGGACUCACGGGAGCCAAUGGGAAUCCAGGAAAGCCUGGACCCUCAGGGGAUCCCGGGACGAAAGCCAGGCGAGGUGACAAGGGUAAUCCAGGGUUCAUGGGAGACCUGGGACAUCCAGGAAAACAAGGAAAACAAGGGCCCAAGGGGCGUCGAGGCCCUUUGGGAUUGGAGGGACUUGGGGGACCAGCAGGGCCACCGGGACUCCCUGGACCCAGUGGCUUUGACGGCAUCAUGGGGGAGCAAGGGAAGCAGGGAAAAGAUGGACCAAAGGGGGAUCGUGGGGCAAAUGACAUUCAAGGAGUUCCUGGACCUCGGGGCGACAAGGGUCGAGAAGGUCGAGCAGGGUUUUCUGGAUUGCCAGGUCCAAUUGGAGAGAUGGGACAACCUGGAGAGGGAGGACGUGAAGGAGAACCUGGUAUAAAGGGCUUGCUUGGACUUCCUGGAGUUGCUGGAGCCAAAGGCCUGAAGGGAUUUCAAGGUGGUUUAGGUAACAGAGGACAGGAUGGUCCUCCUGGAGCUCUGGGACAAAUUGGUUACAGUGGAAUGAAAGGGGACACUGGACCUAGAGGACUGAAGGGAUUGCAGGGGAAGACAGGAGCUCUUGGCCUCCAAGGACCUGUGGGGAAGAGUGGAGAAGCUGGCAGCAGAGGGAUGAAGGGAACACCAGGAAAGCCAGGAGCGAGAGGGGUUAAAGGUAAAGAAGGAUCCAGAGGUUUUCCUGGAAGUGAAGGCCUAGAGGGCAAGAGAGGUGAGAUGGGACCAAAAGGAAAACAAGGCCGCCAAGGUGAGAUGGGCAUGCCUGGACCAAGGGGAUACAGGGGAUCUCCUGGUAUUCAGGGUAAUAUUGGACCAUGGGGCGAUCCCGGGUCCCGUGGCCUUUCAGGUGACCAGGGGCCAGAAGGUCCAGUCGGCCCGCUUGGAGUUACAGGUUACCCAGGUAAAGACGGAUCUCGGGGACCAACUGGAUCCGCUGGUGUCAAAGGAGAUAAGGGAUCCAGAGGAGCUUUGGGGACGGCGGGAGUUGCUGGUCUCGAUGGUGAGGAGGGUCCAAUUGGUCUAAAGGGACCAGAGGGGCCAUCUGGACGAAAAGGCCUAUCUGGUGCAAAGGGAAGCACUGGGACUCCUGGACAGAAAGGGCCAAAGGGAGCCGAAGGCGACAGAGGCAUCCGAGGGGCACAGGGAGCAAAGGGGCCGCCAGGGAAACAGGGAUACAAGGGUUCACCGGGGGAGAGGGGAAAACAAGGAGUUCCCGGCCUCAAGGGUGAGCCGGGUACCAGAGGUUCAUCAGGCAUGCCUGGACAGUUUGGGCCAGGGGGCAACACCGGCGCCGAAGGGGUCAAAGGCCCCAAGGGGUCCCAGGGGCACACAGGCCUCCCUGGCAGUUUGGGUCCCGCUGGACAAAUUGGGUUAUCAACACCAGGAUUGCCAGGCACGAGAGGCAUUGAGGGCAAAACUGGAAUCCCUGGAUCGAAGGGCAUUCACGGUGAGACGGGCAAGCUCGGCCUUCAAGGCAUCGCAGGAGACACGGGCAUUCAAGGUCAAAAGGGAGCAAAAGGAGACCACGGGACGACAGGAUCAGUGGGGAGAGUGGGAAAAAUGGGGUUCAUUGGCAUUCCGGGGGCAAAAGGUCUACGUGGGCACGCUGGUCCUCCCGGGCCUCCGGGAUUGAAAGGAAUUCACGGGCCAAAGGGUAAAAGAGCCAAUUCUGGAAGGAAGGGAAACAAAGGAGCUCCUGGAAAAAGCGGAGAUGGCGGCCUGCCUGGUAGACCAGGACCUGCUGGACGACCUGGAAAACCUGCAAGGCUUGAGUGGUUUGGACGGCUUACUCGGGGUUGAGGGAAAUGAGGGAGAUCCGGGUGAUAUGGGUUUCCGAGGACCUCCUGCACCUGCUGGCAGGCCCGGCAAAAUGGGAGAACCUGGAUCUCCUGGGAUCAGGGGAAGCAAUGGAGAACCAGGGUUCAAGGGUAAAGCUGGGCCAAAAGGAAAACACGGACCG
This is a messenger RNA of Pungitius pungitius (ninespine stickleback), 2751 nucleotides long. RefSeq names its product collagen alpha-1(I) chain. The record is from RefSeq and is a predicted model, not a curated record. Gene Ontology annotation, biological process: extracellular matrix organization. The transcript is spliced from 47 exons. Gene Ontology annotation, molecular function: extracellular matrix structural constituent conferring tensile strength. NCBI's taxonomy places the organism in Eukaryota, Metazoa, Chordata, Actinopteri, Perciformes, Gasterosteidae. Bases 93 to 2591 code for a protein of 832 amino acids.